Fundulus heteroclitus (mummichog) is the source of this 3577-nucleotide messenger RNA. RefSeq names its product putative protein MSS51 homolog, mitochondrial. NCBI's taxonomy places the organism in Eukaryota, Metazoa, Chordata, Actinopteri, Cyprinodontiformes, Fundulidae. The coding region runs from base 187 to 1473 and encodes 428 amino acids. The transcript is spliced from 7 exons. The record is from RefSeq and is a predicted model, not a curated record.
GCUCUAACCCACCCUUCUCCUGCUCCUGGUGGGUAAAGUCUUACAGACCCCCCUCAGUCGCACGUCAGCCAGGCUCCAUGAGGAGGUAAGCAGCUUUCUAUCACCUUUCUCUGCAGCUUGCACCAGGAUCAGAGCCGGAGUCACCUGGAAGGAGCUGUGCUCACCUUGAGGAGAAGUGGACCCAGCAUGGCAUCGAAGACCCCAGCGCUCCCACAGUCCUACACUCCGAGGACAGACAGCGUCUUUUCUGACCUGUCAGGCUUCUAUUCGCUGGACUCCAAUGUGCCUGGGCUCUCUAAGGUGAUCCUCAGCCAGCUCAGCAUGAAGGACUAUAGAGAAUACAGGGCCGCCGUGGAGGGAAAGGCCGGAGGAGUCGUGUUUCACAACUACAAGGAAAUGUUCCAGAAGAUGGAGGAAACCUUUAAGUUCUGCACCGGCUGCAACAAACUCCCAGCAAACCUCCCAGAGGGACAGACCCUAAAACGCUGCGUGAAGUGCUUGAAUGUGUACUACUGUACAAAGGACUGUCAGAAAAAGGACUGGCCUCAACAUAAGAAGGUCUGCAAAAUCCUGCGAUUGGUGGCUGUUGACCGGCUGGUGGAGUGGCUGAUGUUCACUGGUGAUCUUCCACUCGCAACUGAAAAAUGGUCCAAGACGCCUUCAGAUGUGAGAUGCUGGGACGACUGGCUUCCCAUGCAGGAGGGGCUCGCCCAAAGUCUGUCCAACAUCACGUCCAGCGCCAACAUGACAACUCUAUGGAAGAACGUCAGCAGGACACGACCAGACGACGACGAACUGAGACAGUCCGUCUGGAGAAUCCAGAGCGAGUUCCUCUCUCGGGUUCUCGCGGUUGGAAUGGCGAUUCAACACUUUGGCCUGGACCCGUACGAUAAGCCUCUCAUUGUUCACCUGGUAGGGGUGUCCCACAACGAGACGACGGGAGCCAGACCGACUGACUAUGACGAGCUGAGCAACAUGUUUCCUGGACACCAGGGCAUUGAGGUGGUGAUGGUGGGACCAGAGGUGGUGGAUGGCCCCAUCGUGAGACCUCCUCUCACAGCGUUUGGCCCCAAGCACAAAGUGUAUAUAAGUGCGUAUAAGGGUCUCUACCAUCAGUUCUGGGAGGAUGUUGUGGAGAAAGGGGACGCAGGCAAGCCAGACGUGGUGGUCGGAUUCCAUCCAGGGUUUCAUGCCAAUCAGGGUUUGGUGGAAGGCUGGCUGCCCACCCUUCUGCUGCUCAGGGACUACAACAUCCCUUCUUUCUUCACCAUGUACAGUGAGAUGGAGCUCAAGUAUUCCUUGCAGAUCCUUCUGGAGCUGGAGAUGCACAUCAGAGACAGCGGACCCAAUCCUUUCGCCUCCCAGAAACCAGAGCAGGUCCAGGCCUGUCCUAACAAGCCCCCAGUCUACUGCAACUCGCAUUAUGUCUGUUUCCGGGGGCUGUUGCCUCAGGAGGACUUGGAGGAGCCUUGAGCUGUUAACUGAGCCAGGGCCAGUUCAGUUCUCACCACCGAGCCCAUUAAAACAAAGCUGUUUGCAAUAAUGCGCCUUUUGAGUUCGGUCCUUAGGUCUGUGAGAGACGUUGUGCAGCCUCUGAGAGCCAAAUAUCAUCCAGCCGCCGCCGUUAGGGACACCAAGUCGUGUGUCACUGCACAUGAUGAUUGCCUGCCACUGCUUCAAAGGUGUAAUAAACAAUCCUCUGAGCGCUGAUGCAACUCUCUGUUCCAUGAGGCAGACUAAAGAAGUCUCUUAAAGCUCAUUUUCUUUGAUGAUGUCAGCAGCGGGGCCACAGAGGCUUCUUCUGCUGCCGUCCCGAGGUAACGCCACUGUCGAACACAAAGGAUAAAGGAACGUUUUGCAUUCCUAAAGAGGCCUAAAUUAGUUCUGUCAUCAUUCGAUGGCUUCCUGUGAUUCGUUCUGUGGUUAGACCAAUUAACUAAUCUCACAACGGCUGCGUGAAAGAGGAUGGCAAACUAAUGUUACAUGUGGAAUCAGAUUAAAGUCAUUUUACAAGGCUGGAAAUCUUCAUUCUAUAAUAAUAAUAAUCUGGGCUGGAAAUCUUCACAAACAACAAAAAUAAAAAUGCUUGAGUUAUAAAAUCGGAUGAAGGCAUGAAACAAGUAUGGCACCAUAUUGAUCUUUGGCUAUUUUUAAAGGGAAUAACUAACUUUAAAAGAUUCUUUCAUGACAGAAAAUGAGGCUUUUGAGAAAUAGGAAGCAUGCCCAUAUAUGGAAGAGGACUUGAUACCUGCUACUGCAUCCUAAGGCUUCUUACUCUCUAUGGCUGUGGAAAGCAAAGGGAUUAUUUUCUUGACAAAAUAAAUAAAUAAAUAAUGAGGAUCAGUUGAAAGGCUGCAUGUUGAAAUCAGAAAAAAUCCAAAAAAUCCAUGCAGGAAAUGUGGGUAAACUCUGAAACAGUAAAAUGAGGGAAGAGGACAGAUUUCUCCUCAGCCACUAAAGGUGAUAUCUCUGCCUGACGAUUAAAAAAUUAUUUGAAUCUUGGGUUUGACUGAAAGACCGCCUCAAAGUUGAAAUUCAAAACAACAAAGUUCAUGAGUCAGCUACUAGAGAUAACAGGGAGUCAACAGCCAGACCAUCAAGACGACUGACUGAUCAUUAAGUUUAUCAGGUAAGAAAAAUAUUUUUUUAUGCGUAGCACUUACAUGAAGUGACUUUUUAGGGCCAAACGAGGUGUUGUGGGUAAAUUACCUGCUGAUGGACUGAUGAUCCUGUUCCAUUAGUACCGAGUCGGGGCGGCACAGCACGGCUCUACCGGUUAUUUAUGGCCCCUUUUAUAGUACCUGCUUGGCUUAAAGAGUUACGCAAUAACCACAUUUUUAGAGCUGUACAUGUAAAAGGUACAUCUAAUGAAAAAACAUGGAGAAAAGGGCUUUAUUAACAGCAGUUCCUUUUGUGUCAGUCAUGUUGUUAUUAGUUUAUUUCAUUGUUUAAUUUUUUUUUAAAUCGCAUGAAGUUAUGCCACUGUAUGAAUCUAAUUGUUGAUUCUUGUAAAUGGUUGCCCACUAUUACUUUCUGCUCUUUUGUUCACAACACUCGUAUCUCUUUGAAUUUGGGGUUUCCUCUAUAUUUAUCUGCAAAAUAAUUUAUUGGCUGAAAGGAAUUUUUGUCAAUGAAAGCAUAAUAAUUUUUUUAUAGAAUUUAAAAAUAUUCUGCAUAACAAUGCUUUAGACAUCCACAGGAUUUUCCUCUAUUCAGUCAUGCACAUUACAGUUUUCUCACGUUGUUUGGUAAAUGGGCUGCUGUCCUUCCUCUAUUUAACUUGAAUAUUGCAUUUUUAUCUGAAUAUGCCACAUUAUCAAUAAUUGUGCAAUUUCUUUUUCGCCUUUCUGCUAUGUUUAUUUUCUUUUGCUUUAGAACUUAACUUUAAAUCAGCUUGUUAUUCAUUACUAACCCCACUGUAUAACUCUGUCUAUGUGUUUUUGACAUCAUCACAUCAUGGUUUCCACAUUGUGGCACAAUAAAGGCAUUUCUUAUCUUAUUUCUCAUCUUCUUUUCAAUUGUACUGAGAACAUUUUGGUACUAUGGAGGCAGUGCUACAGAAAAUUGUUUAAUUGUG